Molecule: messenger RNA, 627 nt
Organism: Akanthomyces muscarius
Lineage: Eukaryota; Fungi; Ascomycota; Sordariomycetes; Hypocreales; Cordycipitaceae
Exons: 5
Coding region: 1-627 (208 amino acids)
Source: RefSeq, a predicted model, not a curated record
AUGGCAUCCAAAACGAGCACAUCCCACCAUUCCCAGUCUCUCAACCCACCGCUGCUGGUACUUCCGGAGAGCGCCUUUGACAGACCUCUGCCUGCAAGCUCAACGUUCCACAGCCUGCUGCAGAACGACCGACCUCUGUUUAGCAGCCACACCUGGACCUCCACCAGUGGCGAUCUUGGCCUUCUCCGAGACGCCGAUGAGGUCGAGGAUCGUGCCAUUUUUGUGCAAGAGUACAAUCGCUUGGCGAAAAAGCAUGGAAUCCGGCCGCUGAUUUUGGAUGAUUUCGAUCCCAACAAGCCCGAUGACAACGGAAAACCGAAACGCGGAUGGUUCCGUCGCAUGUUUUUGUCUGGCCCCCGGCCUGCGACCGAUUCUAGAGAUCGCGACUCGCUGAGAUCCCGACAUCGACGAAGUGCAUCCGACUUGGCCCAUCUAAUUCACAGCAGAAGGGAAGCUCCAAGUGUCUUAGACCUCCAGUCCAUGGUGCGCGUCAGCGGAAAAAGCUCUCUUUACCUGCCUAACGAGAUCCCCGGAUCGAUGAAAGUUGUUGGCGCCCUUUUCGACUAUUACUGCCACAUGGAUAAAGGCAGCGCCGAUAUCUCCGGCACUCUAUCCAGUCGCAGCUGA